GAGAGAGAGGGAGGGAGGGAGAGAGAAGGAGAGCAGAGGCAGAGAGGGGACAGACUCUGAGAGGAGCAGUCGCUCUCCGUUACAUCCGCUGUGAGCUGGUAUUUGGAAAGCUCCAUCCUCGGCAUACGGCGCUCCUACCGCCUGUCAAUCAAAACCUAAAGGACUAUGACUGAUAGACCCAUUUCCCACUUCAAAGUCACCCACCUGGGAAGAUAGAACAUUUGUGAACAGUACGUAUUACAUCUCCUUCACGAAGAUGAGGACUAGCUUCCUGGCCAUUGUAUGGCUGUGCUUUGCCCUGUCCCUGGAUGCGGUGUCAUUGAAUGGAUGGAGGACAGACUCUGUAGAUGGAGGGGAAACAGAAUCAGCGAUCAGAGGAGAGAAGCCACUUAAAAGAGUGAGACGAGGCUGGAUGUGGAAUCAGUUUUUCCUGCAGGAGGAAUAUACAGGCAGCGACUACCAGUACAUUGGCAAGCUCCAGUCGGACCAGGACCAUGGCAAUGGCUUAGUGAAGUACGUCCUCUCUGGCGAGGGGGCUGGCACUAUCUUUGUCAUUGAUGAGAAUAAUGGCGACCUGCAUGCCACUCGACGCCUGGAUCGUGAGGAGAAGUCCUACUACAUCCUCAAGGCCACAGUUGUUAACAAACGGACGGGUCAAAAAUUGGAGCCAGAGACCGAGUUCACAGUCAAACUCCACGACAUCAACGACAAUGAGCCCCAGUUCAGCAAAGAAGUUUACAUCGGCACUGUGCCUGAGAGGUCUGAUAUUGGUACAUCAGUCAUCCAGGUGACGGCUACAGAUGCUGAUGACAGCAUGUAUGGGAGCAGUGCCAAACUGGUCUACAGCAUCAGCCAGGGACACCCAUACUUCUCUGUGGACCCAAACACAGGUGUGAUCCGGACGGCCCUGGGUCCCGGUGACAUGGACCGGGAGCAGAGGGAGCACUACCAGGUGGUCAUCGAAGCCAAAGAUAUGGCUGGGCAAAGAGGAGGGCUCACUGGUAGCACUGUGGUUAACAUCUCGCUCACUGAUGUCAACGACAACCCUCCCCGCUUCACUCAGAGAAUAUACCAGUUCAGAGUGCCCGAGUCAUCCAAGUCUGGCACCCCAGUCGGAAGAAUUCAAGCCACUGACAGAGACAUUGGGAAGAAUGCCGAGAUGUACUUCACCAUUGUCAGCGGAGACGGCAUGGACAUGUUCGACAUCUCAACUGACAAGGACACUCAGGAGGGAGUCAUCACUGUCAGCAAGCCUUUGGAUUAUGAGAAGAAGCCAUCGUACACGGUAGAGAUCCAGGUCCAGAACCCCCAGAUGGACCCUCGCUUCAUGCCCAUGGGCUCCAAAGACAUGGCCACAGUUCGGAUUGCUGUGGAAGAUGUGGAUGAGCCGCCACUGUUCGAGAAAGCCAGCUACCUGAUGGAAGUGAAGGAAGAUGCUGCAGUGGGCGCGGCCGUGGGCUCGGUUAGCGCCAUGGACCCUGAUGGUGUUCGCAGUAUGGUGAAGUACUCUAUCGACCGUCUCACUGACAUGGACCGCCUGUUCAAUGUCCAUCCGGGGAAUGGAUCUGUGUUCCUGCUCAAAAGCCUGGACAGAGAGGAGACCGCCUGGCAUAACAUUUCAGUCGUUGCCACCGAGUUCAAUAACCCUCGUCAGAGCAGCCGUGUCCCCGUCUACAUCCGUCUCCUGGACAUCAACGACAAUGCGCCGACAUUUGCCGCUGUGUACGAAACCUUUGUGUGUGAGAGAACUAAGGCUGGCCAGCGGAUCCAGACAGUGAGUGCUGUCGACGCUGAUGAACCGUCAACGGGACACAAGUUUUUCUUCAGCCUGGCUACUGAGGGGAGCCACCGCAGCAACUUCACUGUCCGAGACAAUGGAGAUAACACUGCUGGCAUACUGACUCGUCGAGUGAGCUACAACCGCCUUCUCCAGAGUGUCUACAUGGUUCCUGUGGUGAUCACCGAUGGUGACUACCCCAUGCAGAGCAGCACAGGGACCCUCACUGUCAGGGUGUGCACCUGCGACCGCGAAGGCAACAUGAAGCUGUGUAACACAGAGGCUCUGAGCAGCUCUCCUGGCCUCAGCACUGGAGCCCUCAUUGCCAUCCUCCUGUGUGCCAUCAUACUGCUGAUGAUCGUGGUUCUGUUCACGGCAUUAAAACGCCAGAGGAAGCAGGAACCUCUCAUCAUCUCCAAGGAGGACGUCCGGGACAAUGUGGUAAGCUACAACGACGAGGGUGGUGGUGAGGAGGAUACCCAGGCUUUUGAUAUCGGGGCACUGCGACACCCUGAUGCUGCCGCCGCCUUAGAGGAGUCUGCUAAACAGAGGCGUGACAUCAUCCCUACUGAUACUCUGCUGUACCCGCCACACCGCCGACCCGCCCCCGCUGCAUCUGGUCUCCUCAUGCCACCAGUGAGCAUGGCAUCACGGGAUAAUGGGGACGUACGCGAGUUCAUCAACCAGAGGGUGCUGGAAAAUGACUGCAACCCGACAGCACCACCGUACGACUCGCUGGCCACCUACGCCUACGAGGGGGCGGGCUCAGUGGCCGAGUCUCUCAGCUCGCUGGGCUCAGUUUCCUCUGAGGCUGAACAGGACUACCACUACCUGAGUGACUGGGGGCCCAGGUUCCGAAAACUGGCUGACCUGUACGGAGCCGAGGACAGUGACUUCUCCUAACAACGACAUGUCACAUUUCAGGAAACAUUUUGACUAUUGCAGGGCCGAGGACGGCAACAAUCUAACUUCAAAGUCAUUAUUAAAGACUGAGAACAUUGCUGAAGAGCUUUAAGAAAAUGUGAGAACCACACCCACCCCUCCCACCUCCCACACACACCCAGACACACAUGCUGGCAGAUAUUAAUACCGCCAUUUUGAAAACGGGACUGAAGUUCUAAAUUUAUAUUUCUGGGAAUUUGAGCUCAUGGAUAUAGAAAUGUAAAUCAACCAGCGCAGUGGUGGAGCCCAAAGAUGUCCAGUUCCACUUGUGUGAACUUCUUCAAAGACUCAUAUCAGACGGUCUGACUGGAGUUUGAAAUUAAAAAUACGACUGUAUUUUUCUUGAGGAUCCGACUUGUACUUCUUUUUUUGACUUUGCUUUAAUUUAUCCUGGGUUACCAAAUAGUCGCGUUACAGAGUGUUUUGUGCCAUACAUGUGCCAUUCAAGGCGAACCGUACAGAGGGUUUGGAACCAGGUCAGUGACCCCAAAGUUGUUAUUUCAGGACUUGACAAGACACACUUACUGCUGCAUACAUGAGGUGAAGUGUGUGUAAAGAUGACUUCUUCUUCUCUCUUAGACUAAGUGCCCUUCUGCUUCCCUUCGAGCUGAACUCUGGGUGCCUGUUGGCUGGCUGAGACUGGAGGGGGCUAAUGACUUUUACAUGAUUUCGUUUUGUCUGUUUUGCUGUCUUGUACAAAAUGACCAUUCCAGAGAAGCUGAAGGAUCAUGCUGAAGGAUCCUCGCUUGACAAAUCGCCUUUUUCGCUUCUUCGGGACACAGAGUAAAAAGAGGACAAAAUGCACUGAUUUCUUUUUAUUUACACAGGUUUAUAGAUGCUUCUGUUUUUUGUUUUUUAUGUGUUGCACAUGAAAGAAGUUAUAUGUUCAUAGCACCAUUUCUAGAUUUUUAGAUUGUUGACUAGGUGUAUAUUGUGUCAGACCUGUGGUUGAACUGAGUUAUAUUGGAAGUAUACUAAGUUCUAUAGAUCUUUCAUUUCACUGGAAACUUUUUCAACUUCAGAUAUCACACACAGACAGUUCACAAACAAUGUUUCUUUCAGAAUAUCCUUCAUAUUUACAGAAAUGACAUGGUUCAUCCAUCCUGGCAGGGUUGUCGCAUUUUAUUUAAAAUUUUACUACAAAUUGAUCAAAGAAUAAAUGGAUCAAAUAAUAAAGCUGCAAUAAUCGUUUGUAAAAUAAAACUGCAUCAAAUGACUACAUGUAGUGUUGAAGGCAGUGCUUGUGGUUUCACAUCUCCAGAGAAUUGUCACACAAUUUGCAGUUCUUCUCUUACUUACUGCUGGCACAUCUCUCAGUCCAUUGUUUAGGCUUUCCACAGCACAGUUUUAAAGUUUUGAUUCACUCUCACCACAUGUAUCGACUCCAUUUUCUUCUCAAGUUCUGACAAUGCCAUUGCAUGGUGCCUGCACAAUGGCAAACACAACAGUGUCUGGACUGAGGGAACAAACCAAAACAACCCAGUUAUAACUGAAGUAAAAUGUAUAGUUCCACUUACUCGCAGGGCUCCUUACAUACUUGCUGAGAACUUAUUUGAAAAGUUGAGACUCUGAAAUUGGCAGCAUUAUUAGGAAAAUAGACAAACUAACUUGUGAUAAGUGAUAUAUUGAUAUAGUUUGACUAAGAAAUGGAACCUUAGUAACAUGAACGCCUCUACAAAAAAUCUGUUGACCUGUUUGUCCAUUAUGAUGGAGAGUACGAAUUAUUCUAAAAAAAAAAAUAAAAAAAAAGGUCCAUUGCAAUAUGUCAUCACAGACAAUGGAGCUCUUCAAUCAAUCAAUCAAUCAAUCAAUCAAUCAAAACUCCAACUCCAGACAAGCUGAAAGCUAGCUUACUUUCUGACUCAUAAUAAGUAAAGUAAACUAAUGCCAUGCUCACAUCUGUACAGCCACUUAGCCACCUAGCUGAGUGGAAACACUGAAAAAGGGAUACAGCUAGCAAGGUCCUGCUUAAAAUGGCUAAAACCACUUACCAGCACCAGCCUCUCUUGACUGCUCUGCUCACGGAGCCAAUUUGUCUUUCAUCUCAGCUGGCAUAUUGUUCACACGACAACAAAGUGGGCAAAAAGCAACAACGGCAGGAUAACUUGUAAGAACCGCUAAUAGACACCAAACAAUCUGAGGAAUUAUAUUAAAAAUACUAUAACAUCUAUAUAAUAAAUCUGACCAGAGUCAGUUUUACAGUACAACAUCAGUAAAGACAGUGUUUCUUUCAGAUUUAUUCCAACCAAUGUCAACGUCGAUGAUGAACUUUUCUGUUUCAUAAUAUUUUCUGUUUGCACGUUAAUUACCAUUAUUUGCAAAUUUCAUGAUAUGAUCCAAAUUAUUUUCCCUAAAGGUAUCCUGGCACAAAUUCUGCUCACUGCUGACACCCUAGUCUCUCAUCAGUUUCAAGAUCAGAAUCUCAACCUCAGUGUUACAUUAUAAAGAAAACAUUUUACAAAUGACAGAAGUAACAGUUAUUAAGUUUGCUUACUGAUUUUUGGUUCUGAUUUGAUAUCAGGAGCUUGUACUGUGUGGUUUAGCUGUUUGGUAAAAGCAGCAGUUUGUUCCAGUUGUGUUUUGUGACUGUGAUCUGCGCUGAAGGCUUAAAACAGAAAUGUCCACAUAUUUUCUUUAUAUUGUAACUCAUUCUUUUUGUACCAAAUAUUUAUAGGACAAAAUACUAUUACUGCAAGGGGGAAAAAAAAGAAAAAAUCAAAAAAGUGUCCAGCUUCACUUUUUUUUAUGUAAUUUUGGAGGUGUGAAACUUGCUGUGGGCAGUCUACCAUCCGUAUAUGAUAAUGUAUUAUCAAGUUGUUUAAUUUUAUCAAAAUAAACUUUUACAUUGAAAGUGA
Messenger RNA from Mugil cephalus (flathead mullet), 5574 nucleotides. RefSeq names its product cadherin 6 (gene cdh6). The coding region runs from base 257 to 2680 and encodes 807 amino acids. NCBI's taxonomy places the organism in Eukaryota, Metazoa, Chordata, Actinopteri, Mugiliformes, Mugilidae. Gene Ontology annotation, molecular function: calcium ion binding; cadherin binding. The record is from RefSeq and is a predicted model, not a curated record. Gene Ontology annotation, biological process: calcium-dependent cell-cell adhesion; multicellular organism development; cell morphogenesis. The transcript is spliced from 12 exons. Gene Ontology annotation, cellular component: plasma membrane; catenin complex; adherens junction.